AUGACCAUCGCACCUAAACCAACCAUUGUCUUUUCAAUCGGCUCCUGGCUCACGCCAGCAAGCUUUGACACUCUUCGCGCAAAGCUUUUGGAAAGAUUGAUUCCCACCGAAGCGCCUGCCCACCCGUCUGUGGGCGCUGAACCACCUACCAAGACCCUCACGGACGACAUUUCGUCUUUAAAAUCAGUCUUGACACGGUUAGUCGAGGAGAGUAAAGAUGUCAUUGUUGUAGGACACUCGUCUGGCGGUAUAUCUGCCUCGGGGGCGGUUGAGGGUCUACUGAAGACCGAUCGUGAAGCCGCUGGGAAGAAGGGCGGAGUCGUGAUGAUUGUCUUCAUGGCUGCUUUUGUUCUGGAUAAGGGACAGAGUCUUCUGGAUAUGCUGGGCGGGAAGUACUUGCCGUGGAUGGAUGUGCAGGGCAACUAUGUCCGCUGCAGCGCCGGCGCAGAAGCGGCAUUCCAUGAUUUAACACCAGAGGAGCAACAGAAGUGGUCCGCUGCGCUUCUGCAUACCUCGCGCGAACUGUUCUCGGGAGCUGCAACCUACGAGCCAUGGCAUCAAAUCCCGUCAGCGUAUAUUAUCACAGAGGAAGACCAUGCGCUGCCGGCUCAAUAUCAAGAGAUUAUGGCUGGGAAGUUGGCGACUCAAUUCAUGUACCGCCUGAAGAGCUCCCAUUCGCCAUUUUUGAGUAUCCCUGAUCGAUUAGCCGAGGUACUGCAGGAACUAGCCCGAACUACGGUCUCGAAAAUACAAUUUCUCUUCCAUCUUGGUUAA
Molecule: messenger RNA, 774 nt
Organism: Aspergillus steynii IBT 23096
Lineage: Eukaryota; Fungi; Ascomycota; Eurotiomycetes; Eurotiales; Aspergillaceae
Product: alpha/beta hydrolase
Exons: 3
Coding region: 1-774 (257 amino acids)
Source: RefSeq, a predicted model, not a curated record